This is a messenger RNA of Oryctolagus cuniculus (rabbit), 5927 nucleotides long. RefSeq names its product bromodomain and PHD finger containing 3 (gene BRPF3). NCBI's taxonomy places the organism in Eukaryota, Metazoa, Chordata, Mammalia, Lagomorpha, Leporidae. The record is from RefSeq and is a predicted model, not a curated record. Gene Ontology annotation, cellular component: nucleus. Gene Ontology annotation, biological process: regulation of transcription by RNA polymerase II.
CAAGUCAGGCGGCCAAUGGGCACUCGGCUCUCUGCCUCGCUGGUUCGCUGGCGCUCGCUUUCUCUGUCUGAGGGUCCGAUUCCGUGUCUGUCUACUGCGCUCUCCUCCGGUCUGAGGAGAUGUUAUUUCUCCUGUUUCCUCUUUGAGGGCCCAAAAUUCUUCUGGAAGAGGCCUGUGCCUUGGUUCCCAGGGGCCAUGAGGAAGCCUCGUCGGAAGUCGCGGCAGAACGCCGAAGGCCGGCGUUCCCCAUCCCCCUACAGUCUCAAGUGCUCACCCACCCGGGAGACCCUGACAUAUGCUCAGGCCCAGCGGAUUGUUGAGGUGGACAUUGAUGGACGCCUGCAUCGUAUCAGCAUCUAUGAUCCACUCAAAAUUAUCACUGAGGAUGAGCUAACUGCCCAGGAUAUCACUGAGUGCAAUAGUAACAAGGAAAAUAGUGAGCAGCCUCAGUUUCCCGGCAAGUCCAAGAAACCCUCGUCCAAGGGCAAAAAGAAGGAGUCCUGCUCCAAGCAUGCAUCUGGAACCUCUUUCCACCUCCCACAGCCCAGCUUCCGCGUUGUGGACCCUGGCAGCCAGCCAGAAGCACCCCCACUGCCUGCAGCCUACUACCGAUACAUUGAAAAGCCUCCUGAGGACCUGGAUGCAGAGGUAGAGUACGACAUGGAUGAGGAAGACCUCGCCUGGCUAGACAUGGUGAAUGAGAAGCGGCGAGUAGAUGGACACGGUUCGGUGUCAGCCGACACAUUUGAGCUGCUGGUGGACCGCCUCGAGAAGGAGUCGUACUUGGAGAGUCGCAGCAGUGGGGCCCAGCAGUCCCUCAUUGACGAAGACGCCUUCUGCUGUGUGUGCCUGGACGAUGAAUGCCACAAUAGCAAUGUCAUCCUCUUCUGUGACAUCUGCAACCUGGCCGUACACCAGGAGUGCUAUGGUGUCCCCUACAUCCCCGAGGGCCAGUGGUUAUGCCGCUGCUGCCUGCAGUCCCCCUCCCGGCCCGUGGAUUGCGUUCUCUGUCCCAACAAAGGGGGCGCCUUCAAACAGACCAGCGACGGGCACUGGGCCCACGUGGUAUGUGCCAUCUGGAUCCCUGAGGUCUGCUUUGCUAACACUGUGUUCCUGGAGCCCAUCGAGGGCAUCGACAACAUCCCGCCGGCCCGCUGGAAACUAACCUGCUACAUCUGCAAGCAGAAGGGGCUGGGUGCAGCCAUCCAGUGCCAUAAAGUGAACUGCUACACAGCCUUCCAUGUGACAUGCGCACAGCGAGCUGGGCUCUUCAUGAAGAUUGAGCCCAUGAGAGAAACCAGCCUCAACGGCACCAUUUUCACAGUGCGCAAGACUGCCUACUGUGAGGCCCACUCGCCGCCAGGUGCGGCCACUGUGAAGAGAAAGGGUGACUCCCCCAGAAGCCUCAGUGAGGCUGGGGAUGAGGAGGGGCUGAAGGAGGGUGGUGGGGAGGAAGAAGAGGAGGAAGAAAUGGUGGAGCAAGAGCAGGAAGGCCAAGGCCAGGGGGUGGGCGGCCCUCUCAAAGGAGCGCCCAAGAAGAAUAAGGCAAAUCUGAAGCAAAAGAUCAAGAAGGAGCCCGAUGAAGUGGGCCGAGACACACCCUCCACUGUCCCCAUGGUCACUGUCCCACAGAUACCCUCCUACAGGUUGAACAAGAUCUGUAGUGGUCUCUCCUUUCAGAGGAAAAACCAGUUCAUGCAGCGGCUUCACAACUACUGGCUGCUGAAACGGCAGGCGCGGAAUGGUGUCCCCCUCAUCCGGCGCCUGCACUCCCACCUCCAGUCCCAAAGAAACGCCGAGCAGCGAGAACAAGAUGAGAAGACCAGUGCAGUGAAGGAAGAGCUGAAGUACUGGCAGAAGCUCCGGCACGACCUGGAGCGGGCGCGGCUGCUGAUUGAGCUGAUUCGGAAGAGGGAGAAGCUCAAGCGGGAGCAGGUCAAGAUCCAGCAGGCUGCCAUGGAGCUGGAGCUGAUGCCUUUCAACGUUCUGCUGAGGACGACACUGGACCUGCUGCAGGAGAAGGAUCCUGCACAUAUCUUCGCUGAACCUGUCAACCUCAGUGAGGUUCCAGAUUACCUGGAAUUCAUAUCCAAGCCAAUGGAUUUUUCUACCAUGAGGCGGAAGCUGGAGUCCCACCUGUACCGCACCUUGGAAGAGUUUGAGGAGGACUUUAACCUUAUAGUUACCAACUGCAUGAAGUAUAAUGCUAAAGACACAAUUUUCCACCGAGCAGCUGUCCGCCUGCGGGACCUGGGAGGGGCCAUCUUGCGGCAUGCCCGGCGGCAGGCAGAGAACAUUGGUUAUGACCCCGAGAGGGGCACCCACCUGCCCGAGUCACCCAAAUUGGAGGACUUUUACCGCUUCUCCUGGGAAGACGUGGACAACAUCCUCAUCCCAGAGAACCGGGCCCAUUUGUCCCCAGAGGUGCAGCUGAAGGAGCUGCUGGAGAAACUGGACCUGGUGAGUGCAAUGCGGUCUAGUGGGGCCCGUACCCGCCGUGUCCGCCUGCUGCGCCGGGAGAUCAACGCCCUUCGGCAGAAGCUGGCACAGCCACCACCACCACCACAGCCACCAUCACUGAAUAAGACGGUGUCCAAUGGGGAGCUGCCAGCAGGGCCCCAGGGAGAAGCAGCUGUGCCGGAGCAGGCCUUGCAGGAGGAACCAGAAGAUGAUGGGGACAGAGAUGACUCCAAAUUGCCUCCCCCACCAACCCUGGAGCCUACUGGGCCUGCACCUUCCUUGUCUGAACAAGAAUCCCCCCCAGACCCCCCAACUCUGAAACCCAUCAGUGAUAGCAAACCUCCAGGCCGAUUCCUAAAGCCCAGAAAGGUGGAAGAAGAUGAACUCUUGGAAAAAUCACCUCUGCAGCUAGGGAGCGAGCCCUUGCAACGCCUGCUCAGUGACAAUGGCAUCAAUAGACUAUCCCUCGUGGCCCCUGACACCCCUGCCGGUGUCCCGCUUAGUGGUGUGGGCCGCCGCACAUCAGUCCUCUUCAAGAAGGCCAAAAAUGGGGUGAAGCUACCGAGGAGCCCAGACGGGGCUCUGGAGAACGGCGAGGACCAUGGGAUGGCAGGCUCUCCCGCCUCUCCAGCCAGCAUGGAGGAUGAGCACCACUCCCGGAAGCGGCCGAGGAGCGGAAGCUGUAGUGAGAGCGAAGGGGAGCGGUCCCCCCAGCAGGAGGAAGAGACAGGCAUGACCAACGGCUUCAGCAAACACACUGAAAGCGGGUCUGACUCGGAAUGUAGUUUGGGUCUCAGUGGUGGACUGGCAUUUGAAGCUUGCAGUGGUCUGAUGCCCCCCAAACGCAGCCGUGGGAAGCCAGCCCUGUCUCGAGUGCCCUUCCUGGAAGGUGUGAACGGAGACUCUGACUACAAUGGCUCAGGCAGAAGCCUCCUGAUGCCCUUUGAAGACCGCGGAGACCUGGAACCCCUGGAGCUGGUGUGGGCCAAGUGCCGAGGCUAUCCUUCCUACCCUGCCUUGAUCAUCGACCCCAAGAUGCCCCGAGAGGGCCUCCUGCACAAUGGUGUCCCCAUCCCUGUGCCCCCGCUGGACGUGCUGAAGCUGGGAGAGCAGAAGCAGGCAGAGGCUGGAGAGAAGCUCUUCCUUGUCCUCUUCUUUGACAACAAGCGAACCUGGCAGUGGCUUCCAAGGGACAAAGUCCUACCUCUGGGUGUGGAAGACACUGUGGACAAGCUCAAGAUGCUGGAAGGCCGCAAGACCAGCAUCCGCAAGUCAGUGCAGGUGGCCUACGACCGCGCCAUGAUCCAUCUGAGCCGCGUCCGGGGGCCCCACUCCUUCGUCACCUCCAGCUACCUGUGAGGGCAGAGCUGGGCCUGCGUCUGCCUGCCCUGCCUCCAUCCAAGGGGCACAGGGAAGACUGUUCUGCCCCAGCCAAGUGUAUGGCCAGCAGCUUCCCCCUCUCGUGGCAGGCCAGGGACUGGGCUGUGUCCCCACCAAGGGCAAGGCCUCAGUUUCGACCAAUACAUGGUUCCCCUGGCAGGCCUGCUGUGUGCCAAAAACUCCUACCCAAGGUCCCUCGGGGAUAUUCCACUGAAGAACCAGUUAGAAGUAGAAAUGUGAGGGGCUGGGGCCCAGCCAAGGAAAUGGACCUGGCCCAGAAGACGAGCGGUCCUGGGUUCCUUGAGGGGCUGCUUGGCCCUCUUCAUCCCCUCCCAACUAACUGCACCUCAGGGCGGGCGAGGUUCUGACACUGAUCCCAGAGAUGCUGUGGACGCGCCAGGGUCCCACGGGGAAUCCCACUGAGCUCCCCUCUCCCCUCGUCACCCAUUCUUACACCUCUUCCCGUCCCAGCCUCUGCACCCAGGCACGGUGUCUUUUCCCACGUUCCUUUCCUUACUUUCACUCUUGUGCCAAACUGACAGGAACUGUCACCAAACUGGUCUUUUUCCUUUGAUGUCUCACUCCCUUUGAGGCCAGCUGCUCUGCCAGGUGCCUGUCUCUGCCGGGCUCCUCAGGGUCUAGGCAGAGUCCCACCCCGUGGCGCCUCCACCAGUGCGCCGCCUCUCAGACCUGUGCUGUGACGGCGCUGAGGCCCAGCUGUGCGCACACUCCGUGGGACGCACCCCUGGAUUGGGGCAGGGCCCUUCCCGUCUUCUCCCGGUCUUGCCUCGAGGUGGGCUGAGGUGGGUGUACCUGUCAGGCUGGGUGUGCAAGUAUCUGUGUGUCCACCUGGGUGCGGAAGGGCUUGGGUGGAGCCCGCCCAUCAGCUCGGCCCACUCCUCCUCCUCGAGGGCUUUCCUUUCUCUGCGCUGCGGUCCCAGCCCCCUCCAGCACCGUGGUCUGCACAGCAUCCUUCUGCCUGCGCUCUGCCCGCCCAGCUCUGCUGCUCCUGCUUCCCAACUCCGGGGACCGGGACCCUUCAUAUUUGAAGCGCUCUUUCUCUUCACCCCCCCACCCCCACCCACCUUCUCAGAAAUGGAAGGAUACAGAAACUGUGAACGGGGAAUGCUGACUGACAAAGCAGCACACCUCUCAGAGGCUUCGACGUCUGGUCCCUGGGCGUUUCUUUUCACCUCUUAAGCACCAAAGUCGCAGGGCCAGGUUGCAGGCCGCUGAUUGCCAUGUUGAUUUUUAACCUGAUGUUCUUUUUAAUUGUUUUAAAUUUUUCAUAGGGGAGUUUUGGACAAAAUGAAGUCACUGGGGAGAUCACUGCCAUUUUUACACACUCAACUUUUUAAAAAUACAACCAACCAACCACCACAACUUCUUAUACAUUUGGGACACGAGCCAGAGUUUAAAAGGGAACCAACAAAACUCUCUGUAACACAAAGGAUGGGGUUUUGGAUUUUGUACAAUAAUCAAAACGGAAUUCAGCAUAUGGCUAGGGAAGGACAUGGUGUAUAUAAUUGUAGAAUACUAUUCUAAAUUAUUCAGGCCUAUACUUUCCAUUGUUGGAGUCCUCCAUUGUGUGGCCACACUGUGUGGCUUAUUUACAGGAGCCAGUGCGUCCCCUCUCCCCAGGUAGUUGGUCAGCUGUGGACUCUGUGACCUUUGUCUAACCUGUGUUGUAAGAUCUCGGGACUUUCUCCCUCUUGCUCUCUCUCUGUCUAUCUCUUUCUCCCCCCAGCGCCUCCUCUUCUUAGUCUAUUUUUCAGUCUCUCUGACUCUCAGUCUCUCUCUCUGAGUCUCAUUUUUGAAAAUGCUCUUUCAGAACGGGCACGGCUCAGACCCUGCUGCGGGUGGGGCCUGCUGUCUCUGUCGCGUCUGCUGUGAAGCACAGGAUGCUCUAUUUAUUGUAGAAAGUGACUUUAUUUGCUUUCUAGAAUUGUUUAUAACAGAUGGUAUAAGAGAGGUAAUAAACAGAGAAAAAUCUAUGCCUGUAAAGAAUACAAGAGUUAAUUUUACCUACUAUAAUAAGACUGUCUGAAACUUAUUUUCUCUCGGAGAAAUAAAUGUUCUAAUGGGCA